CGUUCAGGGAACAAGACCAGGAAACGGAAGUUUUUUUCAACAUGGCGGCAUCCAGGAACUUGAACGUCAACGUUAGCGGCUGCGUUUGGAGUUCGCUCUUCCUCGACCAUGCCAGUAGUAUGGGUGACCAGGAGGGUUUCUUGUUUGGGGAGAUCAGGAGGCAUACAAACGAAGACAUCAGCGACUCCCAGAUUACCAGAAAGAUAGAACAAAUUUCAAUCAAUAUUUACUCCCACUACGCAUGUGAUGAGCCUUUCAGUUUCUAUGAUCGCAGGGGGCGUGUGGACCAAGUGAAACUCCUGUCCAUGCUCAAAGACAACUACAAGCACAUUAUAGGCUGGUAUCGUUUCCGUCGGAACACCAUGUUGGACCCGUCCAUGCGAGAGACCACACUGCACCGUGAGCUGUUGAAUCUCUUCCACACCGACACCCCCGACCUCUUCCUCCUCGGUCUGUUCACCUCAGGAAUGGCAUGGAAUCAAGCUACGCACUUCUUCAACCAUCAACUACUCACUCUUGGGAACAGGGGUCUGACUCGGUUAGGGGCAAACAUUAUCAAUCUAGGAGACACAGGCCAUUCAGAGUAUAGGGCGUCUGGCAGUGCAGGUACAGUAGCCACAGUCCAGGGCACCUACUCCAGGAUACUCACGGACUUCAGGGGACGUACUGCUGACAGUCUCCAUGGUGUGCGUGUCAUUCGUGAUAUCAACGAUUCCGUGUAUUCCAAAAUGCAGAUUCUUAAAAAUAAGCUAGGCACAAGCGAGCAACUGCUGCAGACUGAAAUAGAGGAGGUCAGGGAGUUACAGAGGGAGAAGAAAGAACGGAGGGAGGCACAAAAGAGGUUGGAACAGCAGGCUAGGACGGCCACUGCAAGACCAGAAUCUCCAGCAGCAAGUAUGGAUGUAGAUACUCUAGUGCUAGCCAAGGCCGUCGUUCAUCAUCCCAAACCUCCCCCGACUCGCCAAAAAGAGCCUCUCAAGCCCUCCUUGGCCCCAACUUUCUCCAACCCGCCCAAACCCGCCCAAGCUAGGCCAGCCCAGGCUGCAUCAGUCCCGCCCAGCCGGCCGGCGGGUCGCUCCAGUGCUACCUCCUCGAGCGGUGCCUCCAGCAUCGCCAAGGAUGCAACACCGAAAUUGGCCGUGGUGUCCCCGGAAGGCUCUAGCAAGGACCCUUUCGCGGGACUCUUCAAGGACAUGAAGAAGUCCAUCCAGAAGACCACAAGUCUUGGGGAGGAGCUGAGGCCGGCAGAACAGGAUGGUCCACGGUCUGCAAGAGCCCACUCAUGGGACAAAGCCAAAGAGGCGGAGUUACGGAGCUCCCCUGCAAAGAGCAGAGAGAGGAACUCUAUGGACCUGAGUGACAGGCCCCCGCCGUACGGCUCCUCCCCCUUGCAGGGGAGCCCCGCCUCCUGGGAUGGCUCUAGCCCUCAGCGAUGGAACACGGAAGACAGUGAUGAUGCCACACAGAUGCCAGAGUAUCCUUCAUCAGCGUCACCAACAUUUUGAG
Messenger RNA from Patiria miniata (bat star), 1506 nucleotides. RefSeq names its product BRISC complex subunit Abraxas 2-like. The record is from RefSeq and is a predicted model, not a curated record. Lineage: Eukaryota; Metazoa; Echinodermata; Asteroidea; Valvatida; Asterinidae. The transcript has 9 exons. Gene Ontology annotation, cellular component: nucleus. The coding region runs from base 42 to 1505 and encodes 487 amino acids. Gene Ontology annotation, biological process: mitotic spindle assembly; attachment of spindle microtubules to kinetochore; protein K63-linked deubiquitination. Gene Ontology annotation, molecular function: microtubule binding; polyubiquitin modification-dependent protein binding.